Messenger RNA from Populus trichocarpa (black cottonwood), 1962 nucleotides. Its product is annotated as putative E3 ubiquitin-protein ligase XBAT31. Gene Ontology annotation, molecular function: protein binding. The transcript is spliced from 8 exons. NCBI's taxonomy places the organism in Eukaryota, Viridiplantae, Streptophyta, Magnoliopsida, Malpighiales, Salicaceae. Bases 191 to 1555 code for a protein of 454 amino acids. The record is from RefSeq and is a predicted model, not a curated record.
AGAGUCCAACUUUUGUUUUGUUGCCCAAUAACUACUUUUAAGCAAAACUGAGAUAGAGCGGAGAGAGGGAGAGAGAGCUGCUUCUCGUCAGAGAAGGUGGCGGUUAGGUAGUGGUGCAGCUGCUCUCCGGUGAGCGGAGGGUGAAGUUCGCGCCUUUUUUUUUUAUUUAUAUAGAGAGAUAUAUAUCAUCAUGGGUCAGGGACUGAGUUGUGCAGCGAGUCAAGAGCAUGCGUUCUUCACUGCUGUGCAGUUGGGUGAAUUCGACACCGUAAAUGCUAUGCUUGAGAGAGACCCAUCUCUCCUUCAUCAAACUACUUAUGAUCGCCAGUAUCCGCUACAUAUUGCUGCUGCCAAUGGCCAGAUCGAGAUUUUAACAAUGCUUCUGGAGCGAUCUGUGGAUCCUGAUAUGGUGAAUCGUCACAAGCAGACUCCGCUUAUGUUGGCUGCAAUGCAUGGCAAAAUCUCAUGUUUGAAAAAGCUCAUCGAAGCAGGGGCAAAUAUUUUGAAGUUUGAUUCACUUAAUGGAAGAACUUGCUUGCACUAUGCUGCUUACUAUGGCCAUUCGGAUUGCCUUCAAGCUAUUAUUUCUGCUGCUCAAUCAAGCCCUGUUGCUGUUUCUUGGGGAUAUGCACGGUUUGUCAAUAUCAGAGAUGGUAGAGGAGCAACACCAUUGCAUUUAGCAGCCCGUCAAAGACGGCCUGGAUGUGUACAUAUCUUGUUAGGCAAUGGUGCUCUUGUUUGUUCUUCGACAGGAGGAUAUGGUUCCCCGGGGAGCACUCCUCUUCAUUUGGCAGCCAGAGGGGGAUCUCUUGAUUGUAUCCGUGCAUUGCUGGCGUGGGGGGCAGAUCGUCUUCAAAGAGAUGCAUCUGGGAGAAUACCCUAUGUAGUUGCUUUGAAGCACAAAAAUGGAAUGUGUGCAGCCCUUCUUAAUCCUUCAUCAGCAGAGCCUCUUGUCUGGCCAUCACCAUUGAAGUUCAUCAGUGAGCUGAAUCAAGAGGCAAAAGCUCUACUGGAGUGUGCCUUGAUGGAGGCCAACAGGGAGAGGGAAAAGAAUAUAUUGAUGGAGGCCAACAGGGAGAGGGAAAAGAACAUAUUGAAGGGAUCUGGGCAUUCACUUCCAUCUCCAUCACAUUCUGCUGAUGGGACAGAUUACAAUAUAUCUGAGGCAAGCGAUACAGAGGUGUGCUGCAUAUGCUUUGAGCAGGUUUGUACAAUUGAAGUUCAAGACUGUGGCCAUCAGAUGUGUGCACAAUGCACACUAGCUCUCUGCUGCCAUAACAAACCCAACCCUACAACCGCAUGCCUUAACCCUCCAGUUUGUCCAUUCUGUCGAAGCACCAUUGUCCGUCUAGUGGUUGCUAAAAUCAAGAACUGUAAUGAUGCUGAUCAAGACAUUGGGGAAAUUGGUUCACCAAAACUGAGAAAGUCCAGGAAGUCACGGAACUUCAGCGAGGGAAGCAGUAGUUUCAAGGGGUUAUCAGCAACAUUUGGAAAAAUGGGUGGCCGUGGCUCAGGAAGGAUUGCUGCAGAAAAUGAGUGGAUGGAUAAGCCUUGACGAUACUUGGUAGCAUUUGGUAAUCGAAGAUUCCAUUUGGCAAUCAAGGAUUCCUUGUAAUCCCAAACAAGGGCAAAAAUAUCGAGGAAUCAGUGUCGGUGCUGGACAUAAUCGGGUAUAUAUAUAUAUUAUAUAUAUUGAGAGAGAAAGAGAGAGAGAGAGAGAGAGAGAUGGCCCCCUUUGGCAAUGUAGAUGUAAAAACUAAGCGAAGACGUGACUUUCAGGGUUUGGAUUGGUAAGUUUGGUAAUGUGAUUGCCGUGGGUCAUAUUGUUGUAGUCUUUGUUUUACUUGAGAUUGAAGUAGCAUUCGUUAUUAUUUUGAGGGUCGGUCUGUUCUGUUCAAUAUCUGAAUUGAUAAAAGAAAGAUUUCCUUUCUUCUUGGAAAGUAAAACCUCCUUUUUCUUGAA